AAUUUAGCCAUUUCCUGCCUCUGGCACGGACUUUGACCAGUUCCCAAAGCAUCACCUCCUGUCGCGUCUCGAGUGCCGUCACUGGGGGGCGGCACGUUUCGUCUUUGGUCGUCCAUCGCCCACCCUGCCUUGUCUUUCAGUGGGAGCUGCCGCCUCGUCGCCGCCACACAGCAGAGGGUUAAAAUCGGGAUUUAUCGGAGAAGUAGGACGUAUUUCUUCUGCUGCUUCUUCUGUUUCUUAUUUUUCUUUUUUCGACAGCACCUGACGCUCCGGGAUUUAUUUCAUGAACGUGAGGGUGAUUUUUUAAUUGUCAUCAACAGGUUUCACCACCACCAUCAUCAUGAGGAAGAUCAGCGGCAGACACUUGUUGUGUUUCCUCCUGAUCUGCUUCCCGCUGUCCUGGGCAGAGGACACGAGGAAAGAUGAGAGGAAGACCGACAAUGUCACACUGUGGAGCCAAGCAAAGACCAGGCGACUUUUUGCAAGGCAAAAGAUUGCUCCCCUGCAGCAAAGUCACAUUCUUAAGCACAAAUCAAACAUUAUGACCCCGGCACGCCGCUGCGGCCGCCUGAUGGAAAGCUGCUCCUCACAUGUGCCGUGCUGCGACCCCUGCGCCUCCUGCCGCUGUCGGCUGUUCAACACCAUCUGCCACUGCUGGAGGAUGAACCCCCUGUGCCUGAAGAGGACCUAGAUAGACUGCAGACCAACACGUGUAACACACCUAAUGUUCACCUACAGCCAAGCUUGGAGGAGUUUUGUUAUUCCUGCGUAACGACGGGGCGACCCGAAACAACUGCAACUUUAUGUAUUCUUAAAAUAGAUAAAAUAAGUGUUUGUUUUUAAAUAAAUUAAUUAAAAAAAGAAACUAAACUGACCCAUUUUAACAUAUUUGUGGCUGACAGUAUUUGAAUAAUGAGAUUCAGGUUUUCUCAAUCAAAAUGAUGAAAGUCAGAUGAGUGAAGGCUCACCCGGUGUGUCUUGGCACAAAAAAGGACAUUUCUAAGGACGACAGUCGAAGUGUAACUGAUGCAUAUCAGGCUAGAAAAGACAAGAAAACCAUCUGAGCUUGUUUAAUCUCUGUGAUCACACGGAACCAAGGAAGACCACUUCAAGUUUUUAAACUAACAGAUUAGUUAAACAGGAAAACAAAAAAUGCAAUUAGAAGUUCCAAAUCAACAGAAGUGCAAGAAACCCGAAGUGCACAGUUCAUGUGGGAAACCCACCAACAUCGCUGCAUUAAAACAGAGCAGUGUGUGACCAAGUUGGUGUCCAGCAUAAAGAGGAGGUAUCAGGCUGUUAUGGCUGUGUUUGGUUCUUCCACACGAUACUAAGAGCCCUGUUUGUUCAAUGAGGACUUUGUUAAAUUACCAAUAUGUCUUGUUACUUUAUACUUCAGUCGUCCAUUCCAAAAAAAAAAGACACCAAAUAAGAGUCAACAGCAGAAUCAGCUGUUUGGCUAAUUUUUCUGGCCACGAACAACAUACUCACCCUACAAAUGCAUUUUCCUUACAAAUGUGACUCCAUUUAAAAGGGAAAUAAACACACUUUCCAAUAAUAUAAGAUUUAUUACUAACAAACACUGCUUCUGGCUUACAAAACAAAAACCCAAACGGCUCCGGUCUACCUUCACUCCUUAAU
Melanotaenia boesemani (Boeseman's rainbowfish) is the source of this 1638-nucleotide messenger RNA. It is a transcript of the gene asip2b, whose product is annotated as agouti signaling protein, nonagouti homolog (mouse) 2b. The record is from RefSeq and is a predicted model, not a curated record. Gene Ontology annotation, molecular function: type 1 melanocortin receptor binding; neuropeptide hormone activity. Bases 341 to 691 code for a protein of 116 amino acids. The transcript is spliced from 3 exons. Lineage: Eukaryota; Metazoa; Chordata; Actinopteri; Atheriniformes; Melanotaeniidae. Gene Ontology annotation, cellular component: extracellular region. Gene Ontology annotation, biological process: positive regulation of feeding behavior; hormone-mediated signaling pathway; neuropeptide signaling pathway.